This is a messenger RNA of Phacochoerus africanus (Common warthog), 3641 nucleotides long. RefSeq names its product potassium channel tetramerization domain containing 6 (gene KCTD6). Gene Ontology annotation, biological process: ubiquitin-dependent protein catabolic process; protein homooligomerization. Lineage: Eukaryota; Metazoa; Chordata; Mammalia; Artiodactyla; Suidae. The coding region runs from base 2177 to 2890 and encodes 237 amino acids. The transcript has 4 exons. The record is from RefSeq and is a predicted model, not a curated record. Gene Ontology annotation, molecular function: cullin family protein binding.
GGGCUCCGCCUGCGGGCAAAGUGCAAUCUGGCCCGCUCGGGGACACCUCGAGGUUUGCUCGAAAAUGGUUGUUUUGGGGGUGGUGCUUAUUCGCCCCUAUUUGUCUUAAUUUAAAGACAUUUGGGGAUUUUCUGCCCCAGAGAGACACUCUGACCGCAGCUGAGUUCUUUAGGCUGAGAUUUGUAUGUGUCAGGGCAUUUUUGAUGCUGCUUGUCAGAGGUGAUAAAUGGCCGCGUUAAUGGGGAGCCCCUGAAGCACCUGCCAGGCUGUCGGAGGCUGUGUCGGGGCGGGGGGUGGUGACACGCAAAUGAAACAGAGAUCUUGUUUGGAUGUUCUGCUGAAGUUAUGUUGCUGUUCACAUAUAGCAGUUCUAUAACAAGUUGAUAAAUCCAAUUUUGGGGCUUUGUAAUAGAAGAGAUUUGAGGGGCCAAGAGACCCGAAGUGACCUAGUUUGGCUAAGAAUAUUUGGGGAAGCCUAGUUGCCCCUUCCUGUUUCCUCUUCUCUUGGCAUGUUGAUUUUCUUGCUGUCACAAAUGCCCAAGUACAUGAAUGAUCCCAAGAUAGGAAAGAUUCUAGGGGACAGCCUUUAGCACAGGACUGAGCCCAAGAUUGAGAUGUUUUCAAAUGAACAGAUGUGUAGCUAGGAAAAGAAAAAUCUUUUUGCCUUCAUGGCUGUCAUGUUGGGAGAACUUGCUCUUUGGUUGGGAACUGUCAGGCCAUACUAAUGCUUCAUUUUGUGUAAUGCCACAGAUAAUUAGGAAUUGAGUGGUCAGGACAGCCAUUUUUAAUGUUUGUGUGGUUUGAAUUUUCAUAAAUCGUAUUUUAACUAAAGCAUUACUGCGUAAAGGAAUUCUUGGGUGAAUCCUUCUAUGAAUCUCUCAGUGUGCCUUGGAUUUUGAUAUUUGGAGUCUUUUUAAAAUGGAAUACACAUGUUUAUUUGGAUUUGGCUUUGCCUUGUGGAUAAUCCUGAGUCAUGCUUUAGAGAAGUUCCUUCUGUGUUCAAGGGCUCAGAUGUCUGAUGAUCUCUCAAAGCCAGAUACUCCCAUUUACCUGUUGUUCCCCCUUCUGAGCUCCUGAGAGAGGAGGAUUAGGAGAGAUUGGAAGCAAAUUUACCCUGUCUCCACACCCGUGCUCUAAAACGUGUUCAUUCGCACUCUCAAGUUUCUCAGUUUACCACAGAAACUUUGUUGAUGCUACUGCCAUUCGUGUUUUCACAUUUGUUUAGUACUUGCCAGUUUACCAACAAUUUUCUAAUCGUAAUCUCAAUUUGUUUUCUUCAAGAAGAAGCUGGGCAUAAAGAAUGAUUUACUCCGGGUCUCAUAGUAAUGGAGCAGACCUGGGAUACAGAUCCUCACCUGUGUCCAGUUCUUUAUCCUCUCUGCUGGCGUGCAUGUGACUUCAGAACCGUACUCCCGAUCUGUUACCCUGUAGGCCAGUUGUCUUUAUGUUGUGCCUAAGUGUUAUCAUUACUUUUGGGAAGGUGGUAUCAUUCUGUUUUACCUUACAGAAACGGAGGGUAAGAGGAAUUUUAUGGUUUCGUGACUAUUUGUGACAAUGUUUUAGCAUUAAAGUCAUUUUUCAACUUAAAGUGCCUUCCUUCGAGAACUCAUGGAGAGAGGAGAGAGAAAAAAGAAUUAGUUUUUGGACAACACAGUCUAUUUUUGCAGUGGUUCUGGUUAAGGAUAACCUAACACCAUAAUCACAUUCUCCUUGUGUGUCUGGCUACUUGUGCCAGUCUGUACGUGAAUGUUAACCCAAAAGACUCCUUUAGAUGUCGCUGAACUAGUUACUAUAAAAAGUGUUUCACUUUCAAACUCCCACAUUUCAAGAACAGAGGAACUCAGCACAAAGCCCUCCACUGGAAACUGCCAGAAGGGAGAGAAGAUGAAAAGCAAAUGAAUCAUUUUCUAAUUGUUAACAGCUCUGGAAAAUGACUUAGUAGAAGAGGUUGAAGGUCUUCUGGAAAUUCUUUUGGAUUAUUUUUAUUUCAUUCAUCUGCAUUGUCUCUGAGAUGUUCCUGAUCAUCAUCACUUGAGAGGUUGAUUAUCCAGCUGUUGGAUGACCAGGAAUCUUCUUGGGUUUUUUGAUUUAUUUCUUGCUGUAUCUGAGCAUCUCCACAGAGGAUAUUUAGAGUUUCCCUGGAACCUGGGCUCCCCGAGACGCAGCACUGGAGCAGAUGGAUAAUGGAGACUGGGGCUAUAUGAUGACUGACCCAGUCACGUUAAAUGUAGGUGGACACUUGUACACAACAUCUCUCACCACGUUGACGCGUUACCCGGAUUCCAUGCUUGGAGCUAUGUUUGGGGGGGACUUCCCCACAGCUCGAGAUCCUCAAGGCAAUUACUUCAUUGAUCGAGAUGGACCUCUUUUCCGAUAUGUCCUCAACUUCUUGAGAACUUCAGAGUUGACUUUACCCCUGGAUUUUAAGGAAUUUGAUCUGCUUCGGAAAGAAGCAGACUUUUAUCAGAUUGAGCCCUUGAUUCAGUGUCUCAAUGACCCCAAGCCUUUGUAUCCUAUGGAUACUUUUGAAGAAGUUGUGGAGUUAUCUAGUACUCGGAAGCUUUCUAAGUAUUCCAAUCCAGUAGCUGUCAUCAUAACCCAGUUAACCAUUACCACCAAGGUCCAUUCCUUACUAGAAGGUAUAUCAAACUAUUUUACGAAGUGGAAUAAGCACAUGAUGGACACCAGAGAUUGCCAGGUUUCCUUUACUUUUGGACCCUGUGAUUAUCACCAGGAAGUUUCUCUUCGAGUCCAUCUGAUGGAAUACAUUACAAAGCAAGGUUUCACAAUCCGCAACACCCGAGUGCAUCACAUGAGUGAGCGGGCCAACGAGAACACAGUGGAGCACAACUGGACUUUCUGCAGGCUGGCCCGGAAGACCGAUGACUGACCUUCAGCCUGAGAGAAGUUCCUACAAAUGGACUCCCCAAGGAGAUUGAAGAGGCUGUUUUUUGUUUGUUUGGUUUUUGUUUUUGUUUUUUAAAUCACAGUGUGAGGAUUUUUUUUUUUUUAAUAUUUGUAUUUAUUUGAAGGCAUUGGGGACCAGCAGGAAGUUUUGUGCUUUAGCAGACUCCUCUUUGUGUGGUUCCCUUCACCCUGAGUAUGCAUGUGCCUGUUCAGAGCCUCCAGAUACCUUUUUUAUAAAAAGAAGUCUGAAAAUCAUUAUGGUAUAUAAUCUAUCCUUAACAACCCUUUUUUUAUUACAGUGCUAAGAUGAUUUCUGAUUAAACAGUUUCUAACUCAACUAGAAGGCUAAAAAUGCAGGAAUGAAAGAAAAAACGGAGUACUCAUGAUGAUGCCUUUGAGAAAAAUCAGAACAUCAUAUAGGGUGACCUAGUUUUCAAACCAAUAAGCAAGCAGUAUUGUAAUAUUAAACGAAAACUGUUCAAUCAUUUAAAAGUACUUGUUAAGUACUGCUUUUUACAGUUAUGACAACUGUUUCUUUCUAUGCAUAUAAAUCAAGCAACCAAAUAUCUGUAGCCAUGGAAAUGUCUGACUAGAAAUAUUUAUAUUGGAUUCUGAAUACAAAAUGUCCCUGUGGUAGAAAUCUUACUUCUUAGGCCUGGUAAGGUAUAAUUCCCAAGUGUACUGUCUACCAGGAAAACAAAAAACCAAUAAUAAAAAAUGAAAUGUGAAAAUUA